CGAUCAUUGUACUUGUCAAGGUGAAGAAAAAUGAUAGGCUUGACUAUGUUUCAUCACCUUCUUCUUUCUUCGCUUCUGGUUUGCAGCUUCUUGCAGUUGCAGCGACCUGCACAUGCCAUUAAAAAGUCUUACGUUGUAUACUUAGGAUCACAUUCUCAUGGUCCGAGACCUUCCUCUGCUGAUAUGGACAUCGCCACAAGUUCACAUUAUGAUUUGCUUGCCUCAGUCUUAGGAAGUCAUGAGAGGGCCAAAGAAGCCAUGUUUUACUCUUACAACAAACACAUCAAUGGCUUUGCUGCAUUACUUGAAGAAGAAGAAGCAGCUGAGAUCAAAAAAAAUCCAAAAGUGGUGUCAGUGUUCUUGAGCCAAUCGCAUAAGCUGCACACAACCAGAUCAUGGGCUUUUCUGGGACAAGAAAGAAAUGGACGAGUCAUAGCUGACUCAGCUUGGGUCAAAGGAAGAUUUGGUCAAAAUGUGAUUAUCGGCAGUCUUGAUACUGGUGUUUGGCCGGAGUCUAGAAGCUUCCGAGAUGAUGGGUACGGUCCCAUUCCAAAGAAGUGGCGUGGAGGAUCAAAAUGCGAGCUCUACAGUUUGUCUGGCCGUUCUAACAUGACUCUUUGUAACAGGAAGCUCAUUGGAGCCAAAACCUUUUAUAAAGCCUAUGAGAUAAAACAUGGAAGCCUGGGCCCAUCAAAUGGUAUCAGUGCUCGUGACUUUGAGGGGCAUGGGACCCACACACUGUCAACAGCCGGCGGCAACUUUGUUCGGAACGUAAGUGUUCUCAACAACGGGAAUGGCACUGCGAAAGGCGGAUCUCCGAGAGCUCGUCUUGCAGUGUACAAAGUCUGCUGGGGCCGUGAUAAUUCUGAAGACUGCACUGAUGAAGACUUGAUUUCUGCUUUGGAUCAUGCCAUUGAUGAUGGUGUCGAUGUGCUCUCUAUUUCCAUCGGCCGAAGUGCCGUCCCAGAUAUUAAUGACAUGUUGACAAAUGGGAUCUCCAUUGGGUCCUUUCAUGCAGUUUCUAGAGGCAUAAUAGUGGUUGCCUCUGCUGGUAAUGAUGGUCCUGAACUUCAAACUGUAUCGAAUGUAGCACCUUGGAUCUUCACUGUUGCUUCCGGCUCCAUAGACAGGGGCUUCACUGAUAAUAUUACUCUCGGUAAUGGCCAACGCAUAAAGGGGACAAGUCUUGCCACAAACUCGACAUCUCAGAAGUUCAUUCCCGUGGUCAUUGGUGGCAAUGUCAAGCUUCCUAAUGCGACAUUUCAAGACGCUCAACUUUGCAGACCAGGAACCCUUGAUCCUACAAAGGUAAGGGGUCGCAUAUUGGUGUGCCAAAGAGGAAGGAGCUUAAGACCUAUGGACAAGGGUGCAGAAGCAAAGCGUGUAGGCGCAUUGAAAAUGAUUCUGCGCAACGAUGAGCAAUUUAAUACAGCUACAGCUGAUGCUCAUGUAAUCGAUACUUCCAAUGUUCCUACUAAAAAACCUCCGCCGCCCCCAACUCAUCAUUCCCAUGGUAAUGAUUUGUCGGACUAUCUCGACAACAACAAGAACCCGCUUGCAUUCUUGGACAACGCAAAAACAAUUAUCCCAAAAAGGCCAGCUCCAAAAGUUUCAACAUUCUCAUCCAGGGGACCCAACAUGAUUCUACCCUCAAUCCUCAAGCCUGAUGUAACUGCACCAGGUCAGGAUAUAAUUGCUGCUUAUUCCUCUGCUGCAAGUCCCACCAACCUAGAUUCGGAUGUAGGACGUCACUUUGACUAUAACAUUCUAUCUGGAACUUCCAUGGCAUGUCCUCAUGUUACUGGCAUUGUUGGUCUUCUUAAAACUCGCCAUCCUAGUUGGAGUCCUGCAAUGAUCAAGUCAGCCAUCAUGACCACCGCAAACAUGCUGGAUAACACCAAUGCGCAGAUUCGGGACGAGCAAGAUGAUGAAGUAGCAACUCCAUUUCAUUAUGGUACAGGAUUCGUCAAACCCAACCAAGCAAUAGACCCAGGUCUUGUUUAUGAUCUCAAGGUUUCUGAUUACCUCAAUUUGUUAUGUGCCUCUGCUUAUGAGGAAAGAUUAGUGGAAGCCAUUAACUAUAACAGGCCAUACAAAUGUCCGAGGUCUUACAGACUAGAAGAUUUCAACUACCCUUCCAUCACAUUACCUUUUCUGGGUGUGAAACCUGUAAAUGUUACUCGCACUGUAACAAAUGUUGGACCUCCAAGCACGUAUACUGUAAAUGUCACAGCCCCGACAGGAGUUAAGGUUGCUGUUCUUCCGACAACUUUGACGUUUCAGAGGACAAACCAGAAGAAGAGCUAUCUGGUGAUUUUGCAGGUAACAAGUUCAGCCAAAACUUCAGAUCAGCCUUCAUUUGGGGAGCUGGCAUGGACAGAUGGCAAGCACAAAGUGAGAAGUCCAAUAGUAAUUCCGCAAUAUGAGAAAAUGGCUAUGUAGAUUAAUUUCAAUGUUAGGUUGCGCCAACCCAGUGUGUGUGAAAUGAUAAUAAAGUGGGACAUAGUGUUUUUAAUUAGUAUAUGCUCAGAUGUGAGGAUGUAGUACUAAUCUUCUUUGGCCCAAAAAAAAAAGAUCUAGUAUUGAUCUUUCGUCAUAUCAUAAUAACAAAGUGAUGGGUCUACUCAUCUGUAGGUCCUCUCGCAACUUUCUCAA
This is a messenger RNA of Prosopis cineraria, 2655 nucleotides long. Its product is annotated as subtilisin-like protease Glyma18g48580. Lineage: Eukaryota; Viridiplantae; Streptophyta; Magnoliopsida; Fabales; Fabaceae. Bases 31 to 2442 code for a protein of 803 amino acids. The transcript is spliced from 11 exons. Gene Ontology annotation, biological process: proteolysis. Gene Ontology annotation, molecular function: serine-type endopeptidase activity. The record is from RefSeq and is a predicted model, not a curated record.